Messenger RNA from Xenopus laevis (African clawed frog), 4350 nucleotides. It is a transcript of the gene dlk2.S, whose product is annotated as delta-like 2 homolog S homeolog. The transcript has 7 exons. The coding region runs from base 1318 to 2574 and encodes 418 amino acids. The record is from RefSeq and is a predicted model, not a curated record. Gene Ontology annotation, biological process: heterophilic cell-cell adhesion; establishment or maintenance of epithelial cell apical/basal polarity; negative regulation of Notch signaling pathway. Lineage: Eukaryota; Metazoa; Chordata; Amphibia; Anura; Pipidae. Gene Ontology annotation, cellular component: membrane; protein-containing complex; plasma membrane. Gene Ontology annotation, molecular function: calcium ion binding.
GUUACAGGGGGGGGGGUUCUGUGAGGCGGAUAUUGUGGGAUAAGUAAAGGGGAUCACAGUGAACACUCAAGGGGGGGGAGAUGGGCUGAACAUUUGUUUCUAUAUGUUAAUCCCACCCUUCUGUUCUGCUUGGCUUGUGCAUGACAAUACCCUGCUGUUCGGGCACGGGGCAUAAAUUGUGACACACUCCCAGCAGCUGUCCAUGUACUCCUCACUUUGCUCGGGGGAUUAGAGGGGAAGGUGUAUGUCAGCACAAGUGUGUGCCUGCACCACGGAUUCCUACUAUCCAACGGGGGCUGGCUGCUCUGCACACCUCCUUCUGCAGGUAACAUCCUCCAGCCUGCUCUCACAAACCAUUACCGCACCACUCAGACUGCUGGAGGGACACAAUUUCCUAGGACCCCAGUGCUCGGAGGGGCUUACAGAACAUCUCAGGUCUCAGUGGAUACUUCUUACUAUUGGAUUACAAGAGCUCAGUACUAGCACAGCUAAGGAGAGUUGGGCCCCAUGAUGCUACCUGUUGGGUUGGAGCAGCCCUAUUGAGCUUAACCUGCUACUCAUAUUGGAUAAGAGGUUCCUUUUAUCACCUGUAUUUGGGCUCUGUUGUCCCCUGCACAUCUUGUGGCAUUUGGUUCAAUUGGAUCUACGAGGGCCACAAUAGAACCUUAAGGAGCCAAACUGCUGAACUGUUAUUCCUUCAGUUGGGAACAUACAGAUCCUUUCAUCAAAUCCUUCUGGUUUGUGGCAUAGGGAGAUCAAGUGACACCCACAGGAGUUAUAUAAAGGAAUUUGGAAUCCCUUGUGGCCAAUCUCUUGGCCACCCUAGAGCUCCGUAUAUUGGGCUGCCCAAGCCAUGACUCUCCUGGAGAUAACAGGGACCUGCUAAGGGGGUCAGGGACCUUGCUCUGCUCUACUGUCCCAUGGGACCACUGACUUGUACCUACACCUCCCUGGAUUAUGUCUCAUGAGGGGACCCAGGGCCACAGUCUCUACGGACUGGGGUAACAUUUCCCUGGUACUGUUUCCUGACACUUCACUGGACAAUCACUUGGUUCAAUGCAUGACUGGGCAUGUGUGCUUACACCUGACUGAUUUCACAGUACAUUCCCCCAGCACAAACACAGUCUGGACCCUCUGUUGGGCACCAUCCCUGCCAAGCAGAACUCGCUCCUUCUCAGGAAUUUGGCUGCCUGCCUGUGAGAAGCCCCUACUUGUCAGGAUUACUGCAACUGGGGAGUAAACAGCACUGAGCACUUGGAGGAUACCCCUGAAGGGUGCCAUGGUUGGGUAUUUGGGCACAACCACAGGUUUUUCCUUAUGAGAACACAUUGGCCCUCUCGUUGCCACAUCCCUUACUCACUAUGGAAUCUGCUACUUCUAUUUGUGUCCUUGGCCACCUGUAACUCACUGGACACCUCCUGUGCCCCUCUAUUGAAGACUCUGCUGAUCAUGCUCUGCUGGCUCCGACUCCUGCUUCCCGUCAUGUGUUUGCUCCUGUCUCUGCAUCAGAUUUCUGCACAAGCCGAUGAGUGCAGUGAGCGCUGUGAUCUCUAUCACGGACACUGUGACGAGGACGGAGUGUGCAGGUGCGACCCUGGCUGGGACGGUAAGUUUUGUGAGGACUGUGUGAGGAUGCCAGGCUGUGUCCAUGGAUCAUGUCAUCAACCUUGGCAAUGUAUGUGCCACAACGGCUGGGCUGGCAAGUUCUGUGAUAAAGACCUGUACAUGUGCAAUCACUCCAAUCCCUGCCAGAACAAGGGUGAGUGCAUCAUCGACUCUGAUGGAGAAUUCUCCUGUACCUGCUCAGAGUCUUUCUACGGGAGGACGUGUGAGUUGAAGAGGGGGCCAUGUGAAAAAGCAAGAUUUCCAUGCCUGAAUGGUGGAACUUGCCAUGACGAUGGUGGAUUUGCAGACACAUUUAGCUGCCACUGCCUGGCUGGAUACACUGGAGAGCUUUGCCAGACUGAUGUGGACGACUGCCUAAUGCGACCGUGUGCCAAUGGAGCGACGUGUCAUGAUGGAAUUAAUCGCUUCUCUUGUGAGUGCCCCUCUGGCUUCCAGGGACGCUUCUGUACAGUUAACAUUGAUGACUGUGCAGGGCACCCGUGCCAUAAUAAUGGACGAUGCUAUGACCGUGUGGGGGACUAUGAAUGUUAUUGCCCAGAGGGAUUCAUGGGAAAAUCCUGUGAGAUUCCCAUCCCCAAACCUACAUGGGACUAUGACCUAAGGUCAUCAACUAAAGAAGAUGAAAGUAUACAUGAACAUGGCAGGGUCACUCGUCCACCGCUAGUGAGGACUUUGGACACCAGCAGACAGACCCAGGGCACAAUCGCAGUGAAGGAAGUGGUCACCCAGGUGGAGAAAAGUUUGACGAAACUGCAGCUGGUACUUGUGAUAGUCUUUGGCACUAUAACUGGCAUUGCCAUGCUCUUCACCAUAACCAUAGUCCUAGUGUAUAGGAACAGAAGCACCAGACAGGUUACCCAUCAUGGCUACAAUUUAUCCAGGGCAAAGACACAAUAUCAGGAAUGCCAAGAUACAUCCCCUGACCAUCGUAAAACCACAGAGUUGUGAUGCUAGGAAAGGGGGAAAAAUAAAUAAAAUGGGCUAAAGUGACCAACAAUAUAUGUGGAUACUGGGAAAAUCUUAAAGGGUAGGUCCAGUUGGGCAGAAUCUUGGUCUUAGUUGCAUUAGACCCAAUAGGAACCUCCUCGGGUGAAUCCAAUCACCCUCCCAAGUACAGAGCUCUGAUUCUCUAUAUUUCCUGCUCUUGGACUGCUCUCUUUCUCAUCAUCAGGGAAGGUAAGUCAAUACAAUCCCCCCCUCAGGUCUUUCCCAGAUACAGAACUCUGAUUCUCUAUACUUGCUGCUCCUGGGCUGCUCUCCUUCCAAUGGUCAGACAGUGUAAGUCAAUCCAAUCACCACUCUGUCUUACUACACCUAGUGAAGGCUGCAUGCCAUUGUGAAAUGAUCGCUGAAGUCAAUUAGAAAUAUAAAAUAACCCCUCUCCUGCCAUAUUUACAAUUAUGACCCAAAUUCACCAUAUACUAAACUAAACUGAAUUAAGGGAUCCACCGAAUCCACUAUCGGUCGCAAAAGAUUUGGCCGAUAACCAAACAAAUUUGAAUUUGCAUAUGCAAAUAGGUGUUGGGAAGGGGAAAAAGUCACACAAUUUCCCUCCAUGUCCUAAUUUGCAUAUACAAAUUAGGAUUCGGUUUGGCCGAGCAGAAGGAUUCGGCUGAAUCCGAAUCCUGCUGAAUCCAGGAUUCGGUGCAUCCCUAAACUGAAUAGACGAUUACAAGUGUCCAGGUAUAGCUAAAAUCCAACCCAAAUUGAUUGGCUUAUGGCAAAUUUGAACAUAGUUCUGUAAUGUGCAUCACAGGUGGUGCCAAAUCUACAGAUGUCAAGAAGUGGUUUUGGUGCAUGUUAUAAUGCAGUUUAUAGUGUAACUUCGGGCAUUAGGUUAUCCAGGCGUACUGUUGACUGUGUUUUGGCACACUUGCAGGAAUAUUUAUUAAAGGUUGGAUGUAGUGGUUUUUAAAAAGUUUGAAUGAAAAAAGGCGCUUAAUACAAAUACCUUGAAAACCUCGAGGGAUUCAAGUUUUUAGGACAAUUUCAAGUGGAGAAAAAAAAACCUGAAAACCUUAAAGUCCAAAUUGAUUUAAAACGGUCCAAUAGGAUCAGCGCAGCUCCCAUUGACUUCUAUAGUGGCUUGACAACUUUUUCUUGGCUAAUUUUUGCAUUAUAGGUUUUCAUGGUUUAUAUAAUAAAUUUCACCUUUUUUUCGAGUUUUUUUUUUUAAAUACAACAAAACCACAAAUGUUUUGAGAUUCGUGUAAAAAAUUGCAAUGCGAUUGUUAGUAAAUGGGCCCCUUGGUGUUGCAAGAAGGGACACUUCAAUUAAGCGAUGUCGAUGAGCGAAAGGUUGAAUGGUUAUUGAGGGUCCAUUCCGCAUAAUGUAGGCCCUUCCCCAAUACCCUGAUGUGUCAGAGGGUGGACAUGACACCAUUUUGGCUGACAAGUUUUUAAAUAGUAAUAGUUGUAUCUAGAAAAUGCUCAUAUGAAGUCUGUAUAUGUACUGAAUGUCCCUGAAGAAGUUGAUGAAAUACAUUGGGAUUUCAACCUGCUUUUGGAUCCUCGAAAUAGACAAUUUGUUUCAGCACAGAUUAAUUUGGUGGAUUCAGGUGCCAGGGAAAGUGUGUAGCUAAGAAGCAGAACAUACAAAAAUCAGUGUCGGACUGGCCCACAGGGAUACCAGGAAAACUCCCGGGGGGCCCAGGUGUCAGUGGUCCCUCCUGCUUCUAAUCAUUUGGCCUAUUUCAUGGUCAUUCCCUGUUUCUUUAAGAGGCU